This is a messenger RNA of Physeter macrocephalus (sperm whale), 1125 nucleotides long. RefSeq lists its product as uncharacterized. The record is from RefSeq and is a predicted model, not a curated record. The coding region runs from base 145 to 1125 and encodes 326 amino acids. NCBI's taxonomy places the organism in Eukaryota, Metazoa, Chordata, Mammalia, Artiodactyla, Physeteridae. The transcript has 3 exons.
AUUUUGUUGGUCUCGAAUUUUAAAGGGACGCAGUCGCGGGGAGCGUUUCUCCUGAAAAAUCGUACUAACCUUACUGAAUAAUUAAUUUCUUUGGACGAGAGAACUACUACUUCCUCCGUUCCUGAGUUGAUAUUUUUCUUUAAAAUGGCAGUGGUUAAAAACAAAGCGAAACAUUCUGGGAGUUACAGUUCUAGCGCUCCUUGGACCUCGCGGUCUAAGCAAGGGCUCUCUGCAGAGCCCCUCCUAGCUCGCGUGCUUUGGGAGCUGUCCUGGGCCGUUGGAAGGGAUUGGCCUGGGCUAAAGUAUCUAAAGACCCUAGGAUUGCUGCAGGUCAACAGUCCCCACUGGAGAAAAAAAAUCUUGAAUCUAGGUGGCGUGCAUACAACAGCAGCAAGACAACUGAUAAUUCAAAAAUAUCAAGAGGAAACACUCUGUAGGGAGCAAGGUCUUUCUCUCGACUACUGGCUUGCCAAAGCGGAGUCUUAUUAUAAUAAAAGAAUAAUGGAAAUGAUGAAAGAACAAGAGACAGGCAAUGAAAUCAAGAAGAGAUUGGAGGGGAAAACGACCCAAAUUAUAGAAGGACAAAAACGAUAUUAUUUGGUACCUGAGAGAGAAGUGAAACAUGUAGAAAUGCACAUACAUCGAGCAGGACAGGUCGGAGAGUUUAAGAAUAAAACAUUUAGACAAUUACCACCACGCCCUAGUGAAAUAAAAUUGCCCAAAAUUGUACCAGAAGUACAUGGCAUCCAGAACGCACAGAGAAGAAAGCAGGUAAAUGAGAGGGAACAGAUGCAAAUUAAAGCUCACCAGGAACGCAUGAUUCGAGGGAGAGAACUUGUACAGCAAAAACUCAAGGAAGGAAUCUUGAGAAAAGACCAGAGCCAGCCUCCUAUACGUGAGAAGCAUGAGAGUGUAAAGAAAGAGAUAAAAGAGUAUGAAAGCGUUAUUGCAUAUCCACUUUUCCAGCCAUGCAGUAGCAGUCGGAUUAAAGUGAAUAUUCUUAUGGAAAAGUCUCAGAAUAGAGAAGACAGUACAAUUAUCAAGCCAUAUCAAAGAAGAUUCUUAACUAUGCCACCCUUUUUGAGAAGUCAAAUAGGAAAAAUAAAAGAUUCAGUGAUUUCAUGA